AAAUAAAAUACAUCACGACAGGAUACUCUCAAUUGUAUUUCUCUGCUAUACCCGAAAAAAGGAAGGUCCUGGGAUGCCCGGAGGGUCUUUGCGAGUUUACUAUUAGCACCUGGCAGACUCGAUUUGGAUGCCUUGCAAACAAGGAUCAACAGGGGCGCCGUCUCGAUUCUCGACAGUCGAUCAGCCUCAGAACAGUUCUGCUGCAGGACGACAUAAUCCACCAUGAAGCUCGUAAGAUUCUUGAUGAAACUCAACAAUGAGACCGUGACUAUUGAGCUCAAGAACGGCUCUGUAGUCCAUGGCACAAUUACUGGUGUAGAUAUGCAGAUGAACACCCACCUCAAAACUGUCAAGAUGACAGCCCGUAACCGGGACCCAACAUCCCUCGACUCCUUAUCUAUCCGUGGCAACAAUAUCCGCUACUUCGUGCUUCCCGAUGCCCUUCCUCUUGAUACGCUAUUAGUAGAUGACGCACCAAAACCCAAAGGCAGGAAGAAGGAUGAUGCACGUGGAAGGGGCCGUGCACGGGGAGGAUUGGUUGACCGUGGGCGUGGUGGUCGGGGCAGGGGCAGGGGAAGGGGGAGGGGCUUCUGAUGGUUUUGCCAAAAAAAUAUCAUGCUCGUAUCGCCUUGUCAUCUGUAUAUCGUGUUUCUUUUUCUGUUAAUACUAAAAUAUUGCACCGAGCUACAAAUUCGCUCAGUUUGUAUCAGCUACUAGUUAUCGGUAACCCUGGCUUCCUGUUCG
Suillus clintonianus is the source of this 744-nucleotide messenger RNA. RefSeq names its product Sm-like ribonucleoprotein. NCBI's taxonomy places the organism in Eukaryota, Fungi, Basidiomycota, Agaricomycetes, Boletales, Suillaceae. Gene Ontology annotation, biological process: RNA processing; spliceosomal snRNP assembly. The coding region runs from base 223 to 594 and encodes 123 amino acids. The record is from RefSeq and is a predicted model, not a curated record. The transcript is spliced from 3 exons. Gene Ontology annotation, cellular component: U2 snRNP; precatalytic spliceosome; U1 snRNP. Gene Ontology annotation, molecular function: RNA binding.